Molecule: messenger RNA, 243 nt
Organism: Protopolystoma xenopodis
Lineage: Eukaryota; Metazoa; Platyhelminthes; Monogenea; Polystomatidea; Polystomatidae
Source: the annotation of a GenBank genome assembly
AUGAACAAAGGGACAGAACGUUGAAACAGCUUGCUUUUGAUGCCUGGCGAGAGGAUGACUCCAACAAUUCAGCAACUGCGUGACUCAGGAGCCAAAGAUUGGGCGUCUGAGAUCAUGCAUCCUGGACUCGAAUCCCGCCAUGAGCAAGGAGAGGCCUCGACAAGGCAUGCAGAUAAUUGGGAACCAGAAAACACCGCACAUUUGGACGCAUUGCUGACUAUCAAUGGGAUUAGGUGGGAUUAG